AGACGGCACGCUUUUGUUUUUGUCGCGGGUCGACAAACUCAUCAGGUGAGGUAUCAGACCUUUAAACGUCGCAAUUUCAUCUGCCAGCAGAAUAAGCACUUUUCUCGACAUGUUCCUUGUGGUAUUCAUUUGGCCUGCUUUCCUCCUACCAUGUGCCUGGGCACAAACCAGCACGCAGAGCGUCAUCGUGGAGGGGAGAAAUCUUACUGUUGCAGCAGGGUCAGAUGUUGUUUUACCAUGUCAUAACCAGAAGAUGGUUUGGAGGCAGGAUCGCCUGAGGGACCGUCAGCGUGUCGUGCACUGGGAUGUGAUCCGGAGUCAACCGGAUUACACCGUGGAGCGUGUUAUAGAUAUGUUCUCAGGGGGAACAGAGCGCCUGUACAAUGGAUACAACAAGGGCCGUAUUACGAUUUCAAAAGAUGCAUUUAGUGAUGGCAACUUCUCACUGGUUAUUAAUAAUGUGGACAUGAAUGAUAAAGGCAUUUAUAGCUGCAACCUACAUCACCACUAUUGCAAGGUCCACCAGUCCAUGCAAAUCCAACUCAAUGUUACUAAAUCACCCCGAAAGGAAAAGCGUGUAUUGAAUGGCGAUAAGUCCGUGUUUGUGGUUCUGGAAGGAAAGAGCGUUGUGCUGCCCUGUGUGAACCGUAGACCAUUGUGGACGGAUGGGCACAGGGAUGAGGGCCAACAGCAGGUGGUACACUGGGACUGGCAGGCUCCAGGGGUCAGCCGUGACCGAGCAGACCGCCUCGUCGACAUGUACGCCUCCGGAGAAAACCGACAGUAUGGACCUCUCUUCCUCCGGAAUAAGAUGAACAUCUCGACCGAUGCUUUCAAAUUGGGAGAUUUUUCCCUCAGUGUCUAUAACAUUCAACCCUCUGAUAAAGGCCUGUUUUCCUGCCAUCUUCACCAUCACUACUGUGGACUACAUGAAAGGAGAAUUUUCCGGGUGAUUGUCGGUCCAGCCGUCCAGCCAUUCCCUCCGGCACGCACCCCUACCAAAGCACCAGAAACACCCACUGCCCGUCCUGCCCUGUCUGCUGAUGAUCCGAAAACAAAAAUGGUCGAGGCACCUCAUGUCCUCAAUGUGAUUCUACCUGAGAAUCAAACUCACCUGCUGCAUCAGGUGGGCUACAUCCUGGCCAUCUUUCUGAUUCUGCUCCUCAUGCUCAUUGGAAUCAUUAUGAGCACGAGACAUUGUAAGAAAAAAGGGCAUGAGUUUCAGGUUCAGAGGUCUCACAGGGGUCGUAGGACAUCCAUUGAGCUGUGUGCCACAGAACUCCAACCCUACCAUCAGGAAGACUUGCGGCUGGACUACAAGAACAACAUAAUGAAAGAAAGAGCAGAAGCAAACAUCUAUCCCUCUCCAAAAGUUAUUGAUCUUAAUAGAGAAAUGGAAAGAAUGUCAUGGAAGUGAUGGAUAUCGAGCUGCUGGCUGGUCCAGAGCAAAAUAAAUACAGAGAGACUGAGGUUUACAUUUGAGAACAUAAACAGAAAUACUGUCUUUCAACUGCAGCAUAAUUACUGCUUACAUGAUAAAACCGAAACACACAUCUUAUAACACUCAAGCUUUAUUAUUGUUAACUCAGAUUGGUAAGUUUUUGUCAUAACCACAGUGUAGCGUAAUAGGUGGGGAAUUUUGAUUUAAAUUAACGCAUAGGUAAGAAGUGGUAAGGACAUUUGCUAAAUUCAGCUCUUGGUGAUAGGCUAGAAUUAAAAGGACUGCUUGUUUUACAGUUCAACAACUCAAUCAAGCCAUUACACUGUGGUGCUUACCCAUAAUACAUGCAUUUAUAGAGUACUUUUAUCCUCUAA
This is a messenger RNA of Misgurnus anguillicaudatus (oriental weatherfish), 1815 nucleotides long. NCBI's taxonomy places the organism in Eukaryota, Metazoa, Chordata, Actinopteri, Cypriniformes, Cobitidae. The record is from RefSeq and is a predicted model, not a curated record.